Molecule: messenger RNA, 2383 nt
Organism: Triticum dicoccoides
Lineage: Eukaryota; Viridiplantae; Streptophyta; Magnoliopsida; Poales; Poaceae
Product: receptor-like cytoplasmic kinase 185
Exons: 5
Coding region: 297-1769 (490 amino acids)
Biological process (GO): protein phosphorylation
Molecular function (GO): protein kinase activity; ATP binding
Source: RefSeq, a predicted model, not a curated record
CUCUCCUCACUCCUCAGUCGGCCAUGAGCUGACUUUUGCCCUCGGACCUCGGACAUCCUGUUCUCUCUCCUCGCUUUCUCUCUCUUGCCCGUUCUCCCAAUAGUUCUGUCCCUGUCCCUCCCCCCAAAUUCCCCGACCCACCGCUCCCAAAUCCCAUCCAAAUCCCUCCACAUCCUCCAAAGAUCGGAUUUUCAGAGGGCCUCCGCCCCCAGAUCGGGGAGGGAUCCCCGUUUCCUCUGGUGGGUCGGUCCCCGCCGUCCUUUUCUUGAUCUUUUUCCUGGAGGGGAGGUUCUUGGAUGGGGUGCCUGCCGUGCUUUGGGUCGAGCGGCAAGGGGGAGCCCGCCAAGAAGGGCGGCGCGCGGAAGGACGUUCCGUCGGAUCGCCGCGCCACCGGGGUCGGAUCAGAUAAACCAAAACCACAAGGUUUAUUGGACUCUAAGAAGGAUACAGUUAUCCCAAGGGAGGGAAACAAUCAACAUAUUGCAGCACACACAUUCACUUUUCGUGAGCUUGCUGCUGCCACUAAGAACUUCAGACAGGAUUGCCUAUUGGGCGAGGGAGGUUUCGGCCGUGUAUAUAGAGGACGUUUGGACAAUGGACAGGCUGUUGCAGUUAAGCAACUUGAUCGCAAUGGACUUCAAGGUAACAGAGAGUUUCUGGUUGAGGUCCUUAUGCUCAGUCUAUUGCACCACGAUAACUUGGUAAACCUAAUUGGAUACUGUGCUGAUGGGGAUCAACGUCUUCUUGUAUAUGAAUAUAUGCCGCUAGGAUCACUUGAGGAUCAUUUGCACGACAUUCCACCUGAAAAGGAACCUCUUGACUGGAAUACACGGAUGAAGAUUGCUGCUGGUGCUGCCAAGGGAUUAGAAUACUUGCAUGACAAGGCAAGUCCUCCUGUUAUUUACCGGGAUUUCAAGUCGUCAAACAUUCUUCUUGGCGAAGAGUUUCAUCCAAAGCUAUCUGACUUUGGCCUUGCAAAACUUGGCCCUGUCGGUGAUAAAACCCAUGUUUCAACUCGUGUUAUGGGAACUUAUGGCUACUGUGCCCCAGAGUAUGCAAUGACUGGACAGCUUACAGUUAAAUCUGAUGUGUAUAGCUUUGGUGUUGUGUUCCUUGAACUGAUUACUGGUCGUAAAGCAAUUGACAACACCAAACCACAUGGAGAGCAAAACCUAGUGGCGUGGGCUCGUCCUCUGUUCAAAGACCGCAGAAAAUUUCCAAAAAUGGCUGAUCCGGCACUUCAGGGCCGCUUUCCUAUGAGGGGUCUGUAUCAAGCUUUAGCCGUUGCUGCAAUGUGUUUGCAAGAGCAAGCUGCCACUCGGCCUUUCAUAGGAGAUGUGGUCACUGCUCUUUCAUAUCUUGCUUCUCAGGCGUAUGAUCCAAAUGCACCCACUCAACAUAGUCGGAGCAAUGCAUCUACCCCCAGAGCCAGAGACCGUGGUAGUGUGAACGGCGACCAGCGGCGUAUCCGGUCGCCAAAUCACCAUUCUCCAGAUCUGAGGAGAAAAGAAGCCACAACAACAUCGAAGUAUGAAGCCGAGGUUAGCAGGAAUAGUUCUGGUGGUGGUUCUGGUAGACGAUCAGGCUUGGAUGAUAGGGAUGUGACAGGUUCACAACAGGGUAGUCCUGCUCAGGCAGGAAAGAGGAGGGAAACUUCAAGGACCUCUGAGAGGCAGCGUGCUAUUGCAGAGGCUAAGACAUGGGGUGAGAAUUCUAGAGAGAGGAAAUGGCCGAAUGCUCGGGGCAGCUUCGAUAGUACAAAUGAGUAGAACUCUGGAGCAGAAGGUCUGAGUCAUCAUUCUAGAAAGAGGAUGAGUCGCAAGCCAGUACCAAGCAGGGGACAGUUUAGGGACAUGGGGUUCGAUUUCGGUUCCAUGUUUAAUGUGAAUAGAGCUUUCCUUUUCUUUCCCGGCCAUCACCACUGCUUCAUAGUUUCUCUCUUCCACACAAAUAUCACCACUGCAAUCACCAUCGACACGCCUAUUCCUGGCGUCCGUUCCUCGUGAAUGUGAUCAUGCAGAUGUGCCUUCAUCAUCAUGGCAUGAACGACAUCUGGCUGGAAAGUUAGUAAGCAAAGGGGAGAACUGUUCUGAGGAGGACAUGAUCCAAUCAAAUGAGCCUCUUCUGUUGCCUGCAUGCAUGACGGGUAUCACAGUUGUUCCGAGCGUAGAGCUUUAUUGUGAAGUCUGAGUACCGAGGGAUGUGAUGAUUUUUCUUUCCUCGAGGGUUUGUACCGAGGGGUUUUACCCAUGUUCCAUACGUCUGUAUUGUGACAUUUUUGUUUGUAUUGAGUUGUCAGAACACAUCCUUUGAUUUAUCUCUUCUGGCAAAGCCGUUGUGCCCCUUCCAUCUAAGCUGUGCAAAAUAUUUAGGAAGCUUGUUA